Molecule: messenger RNA, 3771 nt
Organism: Platichthys flesus (European flounder)
Lineage: Eukaryota; Metazoa; Chordata; Actinopteri; Pleuronectiformes; Pleuronectidae
Product: dihydroxyacetone phosphate acyltransferase-like
Exons: 17
Coding region: 115-2151 (678 amino acids)
Biological process (GO): ether lipid biosynthetic process
Cellular component (GO): mitochondrial membrane; peroxisomal membrane
Molecular function (GO): glycerone-phosphate O-acyltransferase activity
Source: RefSeq, a predicted model, not a curated record
CUACGGAGCACGCCUGAAGUGUUUUGUUUUAAAGAAGUCGGAACUGUUCACACGUUCGAGUCCGGACCACUUCACCGGACACGACGUCAAUGUGCUGAUAAAGUGGGAUAAAACAUGGCGUCCACAUCUGGUUAUUCGCUCAGAGACCCCAUGCUGAAGAAGAGGGACGAGUUCGAGGACCUUCUGGAGGAGAGGAGGACCUCCAGUGACCUGAGAUACGCUUUCAGGUGCUAUAGCCCAGUUCUGUACAAAGCUCUCUCUCCCUGCACGGCCUCCUCGCUGAAGAACAUGGUGCUGCGGUCCGACCAGCUGCGCUUUGUCAUGAGCCAGGUUUGCCAGGAGACGGGCCGAGCUGCUGUUGACAUCCAGGAGGAGGCGUCGGCCAUCUUGGAGGAGAUGGCUCACAACCUGCAGCUCAGCACCGUUCGCUUCUUCGCCUUCACACUCUGCAAAGUCUUCAAAACCCUGUUCAGGAGCAUCUGUGUCAACGAGGAGGGGAUCCAGAGGCUCCAACAGGCCAUUCAGGAGCACCCGGUCGUCCUGCUGCCCAGCCACCGGAGCUACAUGGACUUCCUGCUGAUGUCAUACAUCAUGUACACCUAUGACGUGGCUCUACCUGUCAUUGCUGCUGGAAUGGAUUUCAUGGGAAUGAAGUUUGUCGGGGAGAUGCUGCGGAUGUCCGGAGCCUUCUUCAUCCGACGAUCCUUCGGUGCUGACAAGCUGUACUGGGCCAUCUUCUCAGAAUAUGUCAAGACGAUAGUUAAGAAUGGAUUCGCUCCCGUUGAGUUUUUCCUGGAAGGGACCAGAAGUCGAACGAGCAAAUCUUUGACUCCAAAGUUAGGUCUGUUGAAUAUAGUGAUGGAUCCGUUCUUUAAGGGGGAAGUGUUUGACCUGAACUUGGUCCCUGUCAGCAUCAGCUAUGAGAGGAUCCUAGAGGAGUCGCUCUAUGCCAGAGAACUGCUGGGUGUUCCCAAACCUAAAGAGUCCACUUCAGGUCUGAUUAAAGCCAGGAAGGUCCUCAGUGAAGACUACGGCAGUAUCCACGUGUACUUUGGUGAACCCGUGUCGGUCAGGAGUUUGUCCCAGGGCAAAAUCGACCGCAGCCAGUUCAACCUCCUGCCAAGACACAUCCCCAGGAGGCCCAGUGAGGAGAUCUCUAACCUGGUGAACGACUCAGCCUACAGGCUGGUUCGGGCUCAGGAGGAGAAUAUGGUCCUGAUGCCCUGGGUCCUUCUGGCCUCCCUGCUGCUCCAGAGCCACCAUCAGAACCAGGUGACCCCACUGGACGAGCUGACUGAACACGCCGUGUGGCUCAGGGAUCUUUCACGACAGUAUGGAGCCUUCCUGCACUGGCCUGACCACGUGCCUCCGUCAGAAGUCGUCUCCUCUAGUCUCUACCUGCAUCGAGGUCUGGUGAAAAUCUCUGAGGGCAGAGUUCAGCUGGCGUUGGAUCAAGCAGAACAAUCAGAUCCGAAGGAGCCUCCCAGAGCUGCUACCCCAGAAGAGGAGCUCUUGAGCCAGGCAGUCACCGUCCUCUCCUGCGCCUCCUACAGGAACCAGGCUCUGCACAUCUUCCUCCGACCGGCGCUGCUCGCCUCGGCUCUCCAUGCCGCCUCAUCCAACAACAAGCAGGAGGUUUUCAACAGCUUCAGCUUCCUCAGAAACAUGUUUUCCAACGAGUUCAUCCUCUGUCCUGGAGCCACAGUGCAGGACUUCGAGGACGCCUGUUUCCUUCUGGUGAAGACUGGAGCUCUGCAGGUUUCCCAGCAGGAGGUGGUGGUGACUGAAACAGGACACAGAACACUGGCCUUCCUCACCAGUAUGCUGGACCCCUUCCUGCAGGGAUACCAGGUGGUGUGCAGGUUCCUGUGUGAAGAGGCCACAGAGGAUCUUACAGAGAAACAGUUCGUUCCUGCCGUCCGGACGUUCAUCCUCAAGCUUCUUCUCUCAGGUAGACUAAGAUACACUGAGGUGUUGUCCUCCGACCUCCAGAAGAACUCUCUGGCAGCUUUAAUGAGACUCGGAGCCGUACAGAAAAUCAAAGGAGCGGAGCCGGGAACUCUCAAGGUCAACAAGGUCAUGGUGAACUCACUGGAAGACACUCUAGGAGGGAAACUUCCGACUCAGAAAGCCGCUGUCGCUCGCCUGUAGUCCAGCGACCUCGUCAGCCAAAGGAGAUUCAGAAGGUCAAAGGCCCCCCCCCCCCCUGACGCCUCGCCCCCAUCCGGCUUGGAACAAACGCCAUGUGGAGAAGGCACAACCGCUUUUAAUCUUUAAUUUCUCUCUUCUCCUCACCUCUCUUUCUCUUCCUUAGACUCAUCUAUUGAAAUUCAUUUUUAUACUUUAAACCAGAGGAUGAGCCAGGCCUCUGAGGGUUCUUUGCUUUCGGCUCAUUCUGAAUAACUAAACAGCCUUGGAGCCUCGUGAAAAGCUUCUGAAUGUGUGACGGGCUCCUCUCAGGACGGUUUCCAUUAAUGCAUUUGAUUAUGUAUCCUCGUAAUAAUCAGCGUGGCUUUUCCCUCGGUGGUGUUCUCCCUCUUCUCCCUCAGCUCCUGGUUGUCUGUUAAUCACCGUUUGUCUUUAUUUUGAGCACUUUUAUGAAUAGUGGUGUGGAGCUUUUUAUCCUAAAUGUCUUUUGCUAUUGUUUUCUCCUUUUUGCACUCAUUAUUUUUUGGUGUGUGUGUGAAACAAAAGGUGCUUAAAGGAAUGAAUACCAACAUUUUAAUUCAAGUUAUUAGUUUUGGGGUACUUGUCAUAAACUCGAGGCCUUUUGGUUGUUGCAGGCGUUUUGCCAGCAGCAGCACGUGAGAGUCUAAUGUCGCAUAUUGUUUGCAAAAUCCAGAGGAAAGAGCGUUAAUUUAUGCUGCAGCACUACCGGCUCCACCAAAGGAAUAUGUUUUUGUGUUGAAUAUGAAUUUUCUUUAUCCGUUUUCUCACGUUCUUGUUACUGAACUCGCGUACUGAGUUGUUUUUCACAUUAAGUUUAGAAGUUGCUCGACGUUGAACCUUUAUUUAUACAGAAACUCUACAGGCCUCGUAUAAGUCUGUUACGAGGGAAGGAAGAUGAGACAGAAUAAAUGAGAUCAGGAGCAGGAGCUGUGACACCGGAACUCAGAGGAACAAAGCUCAUAAAAGCAGAAGAACAACACGUCAGGACUUUGUGUAGCAGGAGUUUGACAAGUUCUGGUGGGCCUGUGGGUGCUUCUUAUUUUAAGUGUCUAGUUUCUUGUUAGUAACAGAUCCAAAUUAAAACUAGAGGAGUUUAAAUAUCCUUAUAUUAAAGCUAUUUAUUUGGUGGCUAUAACCAGCAAUGCAGAGGAGUAUAAGCUCUUGGUUUGUGGAGGAAAUUAUCCGAACGAGCCAAAUUCUCCUGUAAGGACUCGAGUGUCAUUCAUAAAUCACCACUUCUUUUAUAAAGCGCUACCUCCGGCUUCUUCGUUUGCCAAAUUUGCUCGAUGCUCGUUUGUUAACGUGCAAAGAGUCAAAAAGAAAAAGCAGCUCAGCAUUAAAAAGAAUCUUGAACAACAUUAAUCUGCCUGUUGACUCGUCACCCAGAGUGUGAGUCAACACUUUAACUGUGUUUGUGGUUCCAAAAAGUUUUCAAACAACUUUUAUAUGACGUGUUAAUAAUUCACUCUGUUGUGUCUUUGUGUGUGUGUGUGUGUGCUUUCAUGCAUGUAACCAUGUUACUGUGUGUGUGUGUUGGGUGAAGCCUUUCAGUACAUGCUGAUGAGUUAAAGAGCAAAUUAAUAAAAGGUUUUGAAAUACGAA